UCUAAAAUAUGUCUAACCUAAAAUAAACAGACCUCCAAAAUACAAUCUCUUUCGGCCCCAAACCGUUUAAAUUAGGCCUUGUUAGGACAGCAACAUGAGGGUCCUUCUAGGAGCCGAAAGUUUUCUGAGCAUCUGCAAGCACCGGAUACGAUGGUACAGCAAGGGCAAGUCAUACUUACCUCCGAAAGAACUCUACGAAAAGGCAAUGAAAGCCAUCGAAGCUCGCCAACUAACGAUUUCCGCACGCUUGAGACCUGGAAAAGAAAAAAAAUCAGAAACACCCAUUUUGGAAAUAUUUUGUCGGGCAUUAGCGUCUUCAAAUAAGUCGGGUGAUAAUGGCAAGUCUAAAGAACUUAAAGAACCUUUAAUCUCUAGUUCCAAGGACCAAAAUCCCGCAGUUUCCAGCAGCCAGAAGUUGAAGAAAAAUGUAGAUUGUAUUAACCUUAUUGUUAACCAGGACUUCCAACCACAAUCUAAAAGCCCUUUAGAGCCGCCUCAAAUAAAAUUGGAAACACCGCAAAUUUUCAACUGCAAGAACUGUUAUGAAAAGAAUUCUGUGAACACUCAAGGCUUUCCAGAAAUGUUGAUUGCAAACUGUAAGGAUUGCCAUGGAGAUGGAAAUCUGCAAUCUUUAGAUUCCAUUAUGGGCUCGGCAAUACCACCCCAACAGGGAAACAAUCCAAAAGAAAGAAUUGGCGUUAUUGAAGAGCUUUCAAAAUCCCCAUCCAAUCCAAAGGUUAGCGAAAUUCGAUCAUCAAAACAAGAUACAAAAGCAGUGGCUCCAGGUAAACCUCAAGAAUCUGCAAGUCUUCCGCCUCUCGCCGAAAGAUUUACCAUGCCACAAAAGUUGGCUUUUCCGGUGGGAAGAAAUCCCUGUGUCGACGGAAGUAGAGCUGAGAAGCCCAAACCUUGCUCCUCGGCCCAAAAAGUACCCAAACCACCAUCUAAAGCCAAUUCCCCAGUUAAAACCGCUCCUCAAGGGAACUCUUCGACUAAAACAAAGGCGGUGGAUAAACAAAAGGCUCCUGUAAGUUCAACACCUCAAGCGAAGCCAAAGGUAGCGAGCCCGCCAAAUAAUCCUCAAUCAGAGAAGAUACCAUCAAAUUCAAAGGUUGGAUUUGCCAUGCCAAAAAAUUCAGCUUUCCCAUCGGGAAGGAACCCCUGUACAGACGGGAAGAAAAAUGGUAAGAAAUCCAAAUGUGCAGCAACAAAACCUGAAACAAAAAAAACAAAGAUAGGAAAGUCUCUGGAAACGAAAAAACAAAAAGCUCCGGUUAAAAAACAAUGUAAGCAAGAAAAGAAAGAAGACACUUGCAUGAAAGAAUCCCCGGCUAAAAAGACAGCCACUGUUUCAAGUAGUUCUUCACAACCUAAGCCUGCACCGCCGGAAAAACCGCCAAAAGAAAAAUCUUCGAGACAGGGUGUUGUCAAUUCAAGACAACCUAAGGUUAAGCCCGCCAAUGCUCCUCCAAAACCUAAACCCAAGCCAAAACCGCAAUUUACAGAUGGAAAACUACCACCACUGCCAUCCUCCAGUUUUUCCAUGCCGAUCUUGUCGGCCUUUCCUAUGGGAAGAAAUCCAUGCCGAGAUGGUCCACGAGGAGCAUCCGCUGAUGGUGGUGAUAAACCUAAAGAUAAUCCCUGCUCUAACCCAAAAGUUAAACCCUGCAAGUCUGAAAUAGAUUCUUGCGCUUCGGCAAAGGAAAGUUCUGGUGUUGCUAGCUGCUCCUCUAAAAGUUCUCUGAAGAAGAAAGCUUCAUCUUCUAUUGCCUCAGCUCCCAAAAAAGGUGCUAAGCCUCCAGAUAACUUAAAGUCUGCGCCAAAGGCUUUGCCGCCUCCACCAGUUAAAGAAAUUAAAGAGUCCACCGGAGGUUCCGCUGCAAAGGUUCCUCUGCCACCACCGCCUGCUAAAGAAAUUAAAAAAUCUUUGGGUCCUUCACAACCCCCAUCUAAAAAAGAAAUCAAAAGCUCUACGGGUCCUCCAGAGAAAAAAGAAAAAUCAUGUAAGCCGCCUUUAUCAAAAUCCCUAAAUUGCAAAGUAAAAUGCGACUCCGAAAAAGUUCCAAGUAAAUGCUCCGAAUUAGAUAAAAGUCCAAAAGGCAGUGAAUCUCCGAAACACGAGUUAAAAAGGUUUCCGGCUCUUCCACUGAAACAAAGCCUCGCCAGUUAUAUCAGCAGUAUAGAACCACUUCUCAGCGAGGAGGAACUCAAGGAGGAACAGAAGAUUGUCAAGCAAUUUCGGGAGAACGAGGGAGCGGAUCUUCAGGAGCUGCUGGAGGAGGAGGCCGAAAAGUGCAACAACUGGUUGACUCCAAGGUGGACAAGAUCCGCGUAUUUGAGCUAUCAGGCUCCUCUGACCAUCUUCUCCAGUCCAAGUCUCUCCUUCCCCGUUCAAGAGUUCACAGAGCCCCAGGAUUUUCUCAACUUUACUGCCAAAGCGAUUUACGCUAUUUGCGAAUUCAAGAAGCUAGUGUACCAAAACCAAAUUCCAGUGGUCAAGAUGGGCAAAAAUAUGCUGGACAACAGCCAGUUCUGCAAGAUCUUUGGCACGAUUCGAAAGCCAGGACGAUUUUGCGAUACAAUCGAACAGUACAGCGAUGCCGAUUACGUUGUGGUGGUCUACAAUAAUAACUUCUACAAGUUACCUAUCUAUUCGGAGAGUGGAAAACUGUUGAGUGCUAACAGCCUGAGAGAUGCCUUGGAGAAGAUUCUCAACUGCCCCGUAGAAAAGGGCGAACCUUUCGGCCUGCUGACCCACGACAAUAGAAGCAACUGGGCAGAGGCUUACUCUGCACUCUGUUGUCCCCAUGGAAACGCCGAUGCCGUAGAAACCAUUGAGCAAUCCCUGUUCUUGGUCUGCCUGGACCAGUGUGUUCCAGUUCCCAAGGGAAAGGAGAGGAUUGUGCAGGCACACCAGUUCCUCCAUGGCGGUGGACUGCGCCAGAAUAGCGCCAAUCGUUGGAUGGACAAGACCAUCCAGCUGAUAGUCAAUCCAAAUGGAUUGGCUGGCUUUUGCUAUGAACAUUCCCCCGCCGACUGCCAGCCGUUGGCCAUGCUGAUGGACUUUGUGCAGCAGAAAGUGAACGAGGAGAACUAUGGUUGCGAUGACUGCAAGUCGGACAAGGAAAUCCCGUUUAAGCUGCUGAAAUUUCAGCCUGUGAACGAGUGCAUCAAUUUGUGGCUGUGCCAGGCCAGGCGCAACAUCCAAAGGAUAUCCAGUCAACUGCUGAUGAACGUGUUCCACUUCGAGUGCCACGGCAAGUGCUUCAUCAAGGCGCAGGGCCUGAAUCCGGACAGCUACAUCCAGAUGGCCCUGAGUUUGGCCUACUACUCGAUGCACGGGAAAAUACCCGCCCAGUACGAGUCGGCGCACUUGAGGAUUUUCUGUGAGGGACGCACGGAAACCAUACGAUCCACCUCCAAUGAAUCAAAAUCCUUUGUCCUGGCCAUGCAAUCGAAGGGGGCUUCGAGUCAUGAGAAGCUGGCAGCCCUGCAAAGGGCGGUGGAUGCCCACGAGAAACUGAUCAAAGAGGCCAUCAAUGGACAGGGCAUCGAUCGCCACCUCUUUGGAUUGCAGCAGAUGGCUUUGGAGAAUGGACUGCCACUGCCGGAAUUCUUUACGUCAACGGGUUUCGUAAGAUCGGUGACAUUUCAACUCUUCACCUCUCAGGUAGCCACUUCCCACGAGGGCUUCAUGGCCUACGGACCCCUUAUAUCCGACGGCUAUGGGGUCUGCUACAAUCCGCAGGAGGAAAAGAUCAUCUUCGCCAUCUCCUCCUGGAAGACUUGUCCGGAAAUAAGUCCUACUAAAUAUGGUAAGGCCAUAAAAAGCUCCCUGAAUGCCAUGAGAAGACUUAUCCUGGAAACGGGAGGCGAUUGUGUGGGCCAAAAUCCAUGCAAGUGCGAGAAAAUUCGGUUCUAGAAGGGGUAACUCUCGGUUUUUGUUGUUUC
Drosophila takahashii is the source of this 3951-nucleotide messenger RNA. RefSeq lists its product as uncharacterized. The record is from RefSeq and is a predicted model, not a curated record. Gene Ontology annotation, molecular function: carnitine O-acetyltransferase activity. Gene Ontology annotation, cellular component: peroxisome. NCBI's taxonomy places the organism in Eukaryota, Metazoa, Arthropoda, Insecta, Diptera, Drosophilidae. Gene Ontology annotation, biological process: carnitine metabolic process, CoA-linked.